UUUAUCAGCGCUCUUUAUUCAAGAACUUAUUUUCCUUCCUUAAUUUUUGCCCAUUCUCUCUCGCUCGUAUCUUUUGCUUUGCGUUCACAGGGAGAAGCAUAAACUAUAAGGCCGGAUUUGGUGUUCGCAGUGAGGGGAAAACCCAUGUACUGAUUUGCAGCAAAUUCUUAAUUUUUCUUCGUUUUAUUGACGAGAUUUUGAAGAAAAUGGAAGCAAAUUGGGAAAGCAAUGCAAAGGGAAGCAGUGGUGUGAGGAAGAUAAUGUCGCCAUGCGACGUCGAGGCGCUAAAGAAGUGUUUGGAGGAAAAUAAAGGAGAUCAGACAAAAUGCCAAUCACAAAUUGAAGCUUUCAGAGUCUCAUGCUCUAUUAAGAAGCCGAACGCAUCAUCGGAUUCAGCUCGAUAAUUUCUACCUUGAAGUUUUAUUGAGUUUUAGCUACUAAUUUUGCCUGUAAUUCUCCUUGUUUAUGUAGAUUUUGGAAAUUGUUUGUUUGGCAGAUAUUUAGUUUAUGGAGGUAGGUGUUUUGGGACUUGUUUGGUUUGAGGAUUCGAACAACAGGAUUUAAAAUCUAUUAAUUUGUUUGGAGAGGUUUGAAAUAUUAUCAUUGGAGAUAUUAAAUUGUACCCCUUUUGAGCUUUAAAGAAAGCAUAUUUAAGUUUGUGAUAUUUUUCUUGGUUUGGAGUGUAAUUGCUUUUUGUUUAACAGAAAAUUCUCAUGGCUCUUGAUUAUAGUACGUGUAUCUAACAGGAUACUGGCUGUACAGACAGAUGGUGCUUGAUGAAGCUUAGAUAAGGGUCACACUUUCUAUGAAAAUUCUCUGAAGUUUGAUAUUUAUAAUGCUGAGUAUGGGUGAAUGAAAUAUGGUGUUUGGGCUUUGUGAGUUUCUAUGCUCGGAAUUGGUGUUGAUCAUUAUAGCAGACAUCUGUCUGUAACUACUGGAUUUAAUGUCUUCAAGCAGUGCAUUCCGUUUCUUGCCAUGGGCUUUGUGCAAAUGUCUUUAGCCUUGACAUUGCAGAUUGGACCUUGUCGUCUUCUCAACUCUUCCAAGAAUUGCAAGAACUCAAGCUCGACAUGAGGAAACCCUGUAGUUGAAACUUGAUAACUGCUCCCACUGAAGAUCUAUGAAUCUUAAGGUCCAAAGAGAUAUUUGGACGACGUUCAUCCUUGGAUAGGUAUAUCUUUUAGACCAUCUUCCAGAUGCAACUUAUUGCAGGUCUUUCAUUUGUUAUCAGGCAAAGCUUGUAUAAACUCUCUUCUCUAAACAGAUUGUUGUGUUUGACUGAGAUUUUGCACUCCUGUCAUGCUUAUCUUUAUCUCGUCGUAUCAUCACAAUUCACUAACUAUUUUUCAAAUGAAUCUACAGCAUUAGUGAUUAAUGCAAUCAUGAUGAAAAAAAAGGUAUUGAAAUAAGAUAUAUGCGGAAUGUUGGAUCCACCAGGAAUAGACAGGAAACAAUCUAAUAAGAACUUAGUGAAAAUUGUAAACUACAGAUAAAAAAAAAUAAGAAGAAAAUAGCAGAUGCUGAUGAUCAUUGAACAUUAUUAGAUGCUCUCUGCGUCCAAAGGACAGAAAAUGAUAGGUUUUAGUUCUUUAUUAUUAAAGCAAUAGGUCUCUUGCUGGUGGGAAGAACAUUAUUGCUUUCUUAGUUUAUGGAGUAGAAAGAUGGAACCAGGGACUCUUCUUCUUAACCCCCAGCUGAAGGAAGCAUAUUUUACUAUGUGAGAGCCUAGUUUACACUACAAAACUUCACCUGUUGGCAUUAAAAAAUCACUCCAGGUCAAAACUUCCAGCUGAAGAAUCUAAGCUCAAGGGCCUAAGCAUAACAGGUUUGACAAAGCAUAAAUUACCAGCACAGCUCCAUCAUUCUUGCCCCCUGUCCCCCCACUUCCUCAUAAUUACCAGUUUCCUCUUCAUUGACCUUAGCCUGAUAAAAUAAGUAUUUGAAGCCAAAAUGCAGUGCCAAACCAUUAGAUUGUCAAGUUCUGUCUCUUAUAUUGACUGAAUAUGCAUGUAAAUCGUGCCUUGUGCAUAUGUCUAAAGGUUUCUUUCCUGCGUGAUAUUGUUAGAAGCUUGUUUCUUGGAAUAUUGACCAGCAAGCAAUGUUCAUCACUUGUCUGAAGGUUUACUGUUUCUGCAUGAACUUGAACUUCUAGAUGAAUAUUCAAAUAUGGUGCUCUAAGGUUUGGUAUUAAAUGAUAAUUAUUGAUCCGGCCUUCUAUUUAAGACUAUGACCCCAACCAGAUAGAUAGAACUGACUCAUUCUCACAUUUGUUCAUUAUGUCCAUAAAACUUCCUAAUUUUGACAUUUUGCAGCCCUUUAACUCAUCCUCUCUCUCUUCGCUUUCUCUGGCCUGUCGAGAAUGGGGCUUUUUUCGCAUAACCAACCAUGGAAUUUCCAAAGAAUUAUGCAGGAAACUACAUUCUUUCUCUAGCCAGAUAUUUAACCUUCCUCCAGAGGUGAAAAUCAAAGCUGGUCCUCUAUCAGAUGUAAAAACAUAUACUCCUCAUUUCAUUGCCUCGCCGUUCUAUGAGAGUCUACGGGUAUCUGGACCUGACUUCUUUGCUUCAGCACAAAGUUCUUCCAAAGCCCUACUAAAUCACUCAAACUGUGAGUUCAGUGAGAUAUUAGAAGAGUACGGGAGCAUAAUGACAAACUUGGCAAAAGUCAUCCUUGAAGUUGUAAUCAAGUGCCUGGGGCCUGAUCUUGGGACGAAGUUCGAAUCAGAGUUUGAGAAUUGUCAUGGCUAUUUGAGAAUAAACAACUACACUCCACCUGAGUGCACUGAAGAACAAGAAAUUGAAGGGCUAGGCAUGCACACAGAUAUGAGCUGCAUAACCAUAGUGUAUCAAGAUGACAUUGGUGGGCUCCAAGUGAGGUCUAAGGAAGGGCAGUGGAUGGACAUAAAUCCACAUGAAAACACACUCAUCGUGAACAUUGGUGACUUGAUGCAGGCAUGGAGCAAUGGAAAGUUCAGGUCGUCUGAGCACAGAGUUCUCUUAAGGAAAAAGGUGAAUCGAUUCUCUGUUGCUUUCUUCUGGUGCUUUGAAGAUGACAAGGUGAUAUGUGCUCCUAAAGAAGUUGUGGGAGAAGGGAAUUUGAGGCUUUAUAAGCCUUUUGCUUGUGCAGAUUAUGUGAAAUUCAGAGAGAACAACGAGAAAGGGAAGUUUGAGAAAGUUGGCUUCACUGUUAAACAUUUUGCUGGGACUGAGAUGUGAUGGUUUUCUCUUUUCUUCCUUUUGUUUGUCCUCCAUUUCAACAUUAUGGUGCAUAAUUUAUUUUUCCAUUCAUUUUGGUGGUUCCCUCAGCUGCAACAGAGAGGUUACUGAAAAAAAAAAAAAACAGAGAAAGGUCUGUUAACUGAAUACUAAAAGGAGUCUUCCUGAGGGCUGCUUCCCAUUUUCUUGUUCAUUCACAUUUCAAGAGUUUGA
Molecule: messenger RNA, 3428 nt
Organism: Sesamum indicum (sesame)
Lineage: Eukaryota; Viridiplantae; Streptophyta; Magnoliopsida; Lamiales; Pedaliaceae
Product: gibberellin 20-oxidase-like protein
Source: RefSeq, a predicted model, not a curated record